Klebsormidium nitens is the source of this 2560-nucleotide messenger RNA. The record is from the annotation of a GenBank genome assembly. NCBI's taxonomy places the organism in Eukaryota, Viridiplantae, Streptophyta, Klebsormidiophyceae, Klebsormidiales, Klebsormidiaceae.
CUUGAGUCAGCAUUCAAUUAGUGAGGGAGGCGCAUGUAUGGAAUGGAAUGCUGACUCGGAAGCUAAGGAAAAAAGGACAGCUUCUCUAAGUCCUCCUUUUGAUGGAAGCCUUGACGGGCAGCGAUGGGCCGAAAGCUUGCCGCCGCCCUGGUGCUCCUUGCAGCGUCUCGUCUCCCCUUCAUUCAGCACGAGGGGAAGCGGACAGCUGUUGAGGAGAUGAGGUCGCCGCAUUUUCAAUCGUCAGUGGCAGCUAUCCUGAGUCGACUGAAGCUAGAGAUCCUAAAGCAGCGAGCCAACAACAGAACCGUGGAGCUGCGAGAGACUGCCACCGCUUCAUGGGGCGUUCCUAGAAGCUUCCAGACCGCAAGAGAUUUGCUGAAAGAUUCAUCUGGGAAAAGUCUGGGAGAACAGGGUAGCGCAGAUGCUGCUGCGAAAGAAGAAGAGGUGGUGGAACAGAAAGGAGGGCCGGAAUGGCUGCGGCGUCUGGGGUUCGAUGCCAGCGAAUGGGGAGCAGGAAAAGACAAUGAGCUGGCGGAUAUUAUCCUGAGGCAUCUGGGGCUCCAACAGCGGCAAGACGCGUCAUCAAUUAAGUCCGCACAAGCUGAGGCAACAGGAGCAAGCUCUGAAGAAGAGGAACUUAACGAGGACAGUACCAGUGAGCUCUUUGCCAUUGACAGCGAUGGAGACGGUAGAAUAGAAGCUCUUCCGGAGGCUGGAGAUGAUGAGCGGAAGCUGGAGAGGGGAAAGUUGGACGUGGUGAAGGAUGGGUACGCCACUCUGAAAGAGAAAGUGGGGCUGCAGAUUUUCCAGGACAUUGCAGACCCUGUCAUUGGACUGUACAAGCGAGCGAUUGCAAAAGGCUCUGAGCUCGAAAGCGUGGCCAACUUGCGAAUGCUAGCGGACAUCGCCUCUUCGAUGCAAGCGACAACCGCAGGGAUGGACCCCUGGUCGCUCUCCGACCUUACCUUGGGCCUGUACCUGCUCUCCCUCAAGCACGUGGCAGAGGGUGUGCAAGACACGAUCCCAGGCGAAGUCGUCGAAGACCGGGGCGUGGCGGAAGACUUUCUGUACCAUCUCGAGCUGGCCCGUGGGGCGUAUGCGCAGGACGCAGCGGGGCUGGCGCGUGUGAGCAUGCUCCGGGAGUGUCGUGUGGCCAAGUUCAAGGCGAGGGCCACCAUCCUGCGCCCCGCUUACUAUAUCGCAGCCGACGACCGGCGGCGGCUGAUCAUUCUAGGGAUUCGCGGCACCACGCAAGCGCACGACCUCUUCACCGACCUAGCGACCGCGGGGGAGGAGUUCCUGGAUGGAGGAUUUGCGCAUGCAGGGAUCCUGCAUGCGGCUAAGUGGUUCGUGAAGAACGAGGCUUCAACGCUCAAGAAGCAACUCCAGCAGAACCCGGGAUACGCACUGCGCCUCGUCGGGCACUCCCUCGGGGGGGGCACCGCCGCCGUCACAACCAUCCUCCUCCGGGAUCAACCAGACCUCGUGGGCGUCCCCCCGGAUAAAAUCUCCGCUGUCUGUUUCUCCCCACCGGCGUGCCUCUCCCGGUCGCUCGCCGACCGCACGAGCGCGUUUGCGCGCACGCUCGUGAUGCAGGAUGACGUCAUCCCACGGGCGAGCGCGCGCGCCAUGGACCGCCUCCGGCGCGAGGUCGAGCAGACCGACUGGAACGUGGCCGGUCCGGGGGAGAGUCUUGCAAGCCUGAGGGGCGUGGCGAGCCGUCAUUUGGAGUCGCUCCAGCCAACGCUGCAAAAGCUGCAAGCGGUUGCAAUGGAUUAUGCGCCUGCCGUGCUCGCGAGCAAGCUGAAAAUUGAAGUCGCCACAGGUGAACCGACCCAGCCCGGGGCCGAGAAGCGGGGCAGGAGACCGGGAGACAACUUUGCUAGGGGCGAUGAAAUGGAUUCAAGAGAUAGACCGGUAGGAGCCGACGAACGGAUAGCUGACGGACGCGAGCGGGGUAGCACUCGGGGCGAAGGUGCGGAGGGGGCCGGGGGGGGAAACGAGGCCGGAUCGGAGGGGUCUGGAGGCGCGGAAACUGCUCGGGGGGAGUGCUCGGACGAAAGGGACCGGGCGGGGCGGGGCACGGACGGGCAGUCGGUAGAUAGGCAAGCAGGAGACGCGUCAGAAAACGGCAGAAUUGACGGGGAUGGUUCUAACGGUAACCAGAGCCCUGCCACAGGUCCGCAAGAGGAGCUGUUCGCGCCUGGGCGAUUGUACCACCUUGUACAUAAGGACAAAGAGAGCAGAGCCCGGGACGACGUGAGCGAACCGGCCGCGAGAGUGUACAGUUUGAUUCGAGGAACGGAAAGAGCACGCUUUAGCAGGAUAGUGUUGUCCGAGUCCAUGUUGCGAGAUCACGCGAGCAGAGAGGUGUAUUGGGGCCUCCGGGAACUGCUGAAAGUCAUGGCGUGACUCAUUAAGCCGCGCCCGGCAGGUAAUUUGCCCACGAAAGGAACAGUCAUUGGACCACUCAGUUGAUGACACGCGUUUAAAAGUAUGACUGCGAUGCCAAAUAUGACAAAAAGUGCUCUUAUAUCAAGUCCAGGGCACGCACUAGAGC